GGACAGCUCCGCGGUGCUGAAAGCAGCGCCAGCAUGGAGGCCCGAGCCAGAGGAGCGCGCUGGAGACUCCUGGCGCUGUGCUGCUGCUUACUGGCCGAGGGCUGGGCGCAGGACUUCGGCCAGACGCAGUUCAUCUGCACGUCCGUGCCCAAGGACGUGGACCUGUGCGCGGCCACUCUGCAGAACAGCGUGCCGGGGGAGGACCUGAAGAGCACGGUCAUGCAGCUGAGGGAGACCGUGCUGCAGCAGAAAGAGACCAUCAUGAACCAGAAGGAGACCAUCCGCGAGCUCACCUCCAAACUCGCGCGCUGCGAGAGCCAGAGCGCGCCCGAAGCGGGGGAGCCGCGAGGAGGAGGAAGUGCAGGAGGAGGAGGAGGAGGAGGAGGGAGGAGGAAGGAGCCAGGCUCCAAGAACACCAUGGGGGAUGUGUCCAGGGGGCCAACGGACACUCUAACCCAGCUGUCCCAGACUUUACAGUCACUGAAACAGAGGCUGGAAAACCUGGAGCAAUUCAGCCGCAACAACAGCUCCGUUCAGGCCAACAGUCUGAAGGAUCUGCUCCAGAGUAAGAUCGACGACCUGGAGAAGCAGGUUCUGUCCCGCGUCAACAGCCUGGAGGAGGGCGCCAAGCCCGGCCUGCGCAACGACACGGAGCAGCGCGCGCGCGUCGAGUCCACCCUCACCUCCCUGCACCAGCGCAUCACCGACCUGGAGAAAGGUCAGAAGGAAAACAGACCACUGGACAAAUUCCAGUUGACGUUCCCCCUCAGGACCAACUAUAUGUAUGCUAAGGUCAAAAAGAGUCUGCCAGAGAUGUAUGCCUUCACCGUGUGCAUGUGGAUUAAAUCCAAUGCGUCUCCAGGGGUGGGAACCCCAUUCUCAUAUGCCGUUCCUGGUCAGGCCAACGAGCUGGUUCUUAUUGAAUGGGGAAGCAACCCUAUGGAGAUUCUCAUCAAUGACAAGGUUGCUAAGCUGCCAUUUCUGAUUAACGAUGGGAAAUGGCAUCACAUCUGCGUUACCUGGACAACCCGUGACGGCGUGUGGGAGGCUUUCCAGGAUGGAGUGAUGAGGGGUAGUGGGGAGAAUCUGGCCCCAUAUCAUCCAAUCAAACCACAAGGAGUGCUGGUGUUGGGGCAAGAGCAGGACACACUUGGCGGAGGGUUUGAUGCCACUCAAGCGUUUGUGGGUGACAUGGCAAACUUCCACAUCUGGGACCGGAAGCUGACGGUAGGCGAGAUUUAUAAUCUGGCAACGUGCAGCAGCAAAGCACAAGUGGGCAAUGUCUUCUCCUGGCUGGAGACCAGCAUUGAGAUCUACGGAGGAGCAUCCAAAUGGACAUUUGAGGCUUGCCGCCAACUGAACUGAUCGACAUGGGAAUUAUAAAGUUGACAAGGAACUGGAGUUUUCCGAGUCAACCCAUCAUCCAAUCAAUCAUCUCCAAACAUCACUCAGAAGAUGUGGAGACAAACAACAAACAACAACCAUCAUCUGGAACAUUUUUGUUAGAUGUUUGAAUGAAUUCUUGUGAACACUUGAGCUUACUUUUUUGGUUGUGCAAAGAAAUACUUCUCCUUUGUCUUUGGAUUUUGGAUUUUGAAGGCCUGAGAUGGUUUCUAUUCUGAGUUUUUCUCAUUCUGAAGGCACUGUCUUUUCUGAUCUUUUGCUGGGCGAGUGAUGCCUUACUGGACAGUUAGCCUACCUGACACAAUACGGCAAAGGCUUUCCAUUCUGAUCAUACGAUCUGCGGAUCAUACGACCCAUUUUUAGUUUUGGAAGCCGUGUAGUUUUACCUUAGAUUUGUGAAAUCACAUAGGCUCCUUUUCCCCCUCAGAACCGUUCGAGAAUCCUCCCCUAUUCCUGGGAUACUCACUGUGAACAAUGGUGGAAGCUGAAAAAGAAUGUAGAACAAAACAAGGAUGAAAACAAUAUGGCAUCUUAUUUUUUCUUCUCUCACGAUUGUUUCUUUCUUCUCACCACCUGCUUGAAGUUUUUUUGUUUUCUCGUGUGGUUGUGGGUGCGUAUGCGUGAAUGAAAACUUACUAAUUGCCAACAUGUUACAAGCCUGGGUGCCUUUGGGCUGUUGAAGUAUCUCGAAAUUCAUUCAUCACUUGCAGUGUACUCGUUCUUGUGUGUUUAUUUCUUCGUGUAACUAUUGAUUUUGGAAGCUACGUUGAUUACGGUCACAACAUGUAAUAGUUCAGUUGGGCGAUCACGGUUAAAAACAAUUAGCAGUUGGCGCAUUUUCAAGGCAGUUUUGUUUAAAACCGUAGUGUGUUUGGCAGGUGUUUGUACUUUCCAAGGAAUGUUCUAUGUACAGAAAACAGCAUGAUAGUCCAAAAUGCUGCAAAAAGCAUCAACGAAAAAGAAAUCUGCUUUUCCUAUCCUCCUUUUGGGUUGAGAUUUUAUACUGUAUUGUUAUAUGCUAAAAGCAUGGCAGCACUGAAAGAUGAAAAAAGAUCUAAUUUUUGUAAUAAAAUUGUGAUACCUAAAACAGCAA
Colossoma macropomum (tambaqui) is the source of this 2497-nucleotide messenger RNA. It is a transcript of the gene nptx1l, whose product is annotated as neuronal pentraxin 1 like. The record is from RefSeq and is a predicted model, not a curated record. Lineage: Eukaryota; Metazoa; Chordata; Actinopteri; Characiformes; Serrasalmidae. The transcript is spliced from 5 exons. Bases 34 to 1365 code for a protein of 443 amino acids.